AUGUUUUGUUUUUGUUGGUCUGGGCCGGUCAGCGGGGUUUUUGAAGCCCGAACAGGCCUCUGCAUCCAUGGGGCCGGAGCAGGUGCGCGUCGGAAGUCCAGGGUUUGCUCUAUCCGAUUGACUUUCCAUGUUCCGGUGGUUUGGGUUUGCGUUGUGUUGGGGCUUUGGGAUGAUAGUGGCUGUCUAGCGUUGAAUGAUCACACCUCAGAGCCGCCAUGCCCGCGUCGUGUUCGGUUCAGACCGUUUGUAGGUAGCUACCUAAGUUCAGUCAAGCAGAGAAUGCUUCGCACCGUUUGCAUCCUCCUCGCCCUCCACAGCGGCACGGCCGAGCCCAGCAGCGAUGCGGUGCCGACCUGUGCCAAGAAGGGUGUAACUUAUGUGAGCGAUGAAGAUGCCAAGGGCACGCCCAAUGCGGCAUGGCUCUACACUCCAAAGAUGUGUCAGAUGGCCUGUUACAUGAACCCAACCUGCAAGCAUUUCUCGUGGAAGGAGGACUCUUUCCCCGGCGGUGCCUGCCAAAUCUUCAUGGGAGAGGAUGUGCAGGAGAAGACCGAUGAGAAGUCGUACAGCGGUCCAAGGGCCUGUGCGGGUGAGGCCCCAGUGAGUGGAGCGUCGAUGGCCAGUGCUGGCAAUGUCGACAACUCGUUGAAACAAUUCGAGAAGGAUGUUUUCGACUUCCAGAAGUCAAACGAGGUCGGCAGCCAGGUCACCAGCAUAACCCACCAGCUGAAUCAGGCCGCACAGGAUCUGGACCAGUUUGGAAAGGAUUUGGCCCCGAAAAUCAAUCAAGCAAGCAGUGAUCUGAGCCAGAAGGCUAGCGAGUUCCACAGCCAGGUCAACCGAGUCGGACAGGAUCUCACCAAGAAGGUAAAUCAGGCCGUGGACGAUAUGACCAAGGAGGCCAAUCAGGCCAACAGCGACCUGACGCAGCGGACCCAGGAGUUCAACAACCAGGCUGCCAAUUUGGAACAGCAGCUCUCCCAGUUUGGAAAGGAUUUGAGCCAGAAGGCCAAUCAAGCCAGCACCGGACUGAGCAGUGACCUGAGCCAGAAGGCAAAGGAGUUCCGCAGCCAGAUCAACCAGUUGCGGCAGGAUGUGACCCAGCAGACAAAUCGGGUUGCGCACGAUCUGACCCAGAAGGCCAAUCAGGCCAGUAGCGACCUGAGCCAGAAGGCAAAGGAGUUCAACAGCCAUGCCAACCAGCUCGGGCAGGAUCUGACCGAGCAGGCCAAUCAGGUGGGGGACGUGAUGCAGUCCGCAGGGUUGAAGGCCAAGGAGGCCACCCAGGAGGCCACCCAGGAGGCCACCCAGGAGGCCCAGAUGGCCCCGAGCGCCGACGAGGUCCUCGGCUCUGCGCCAGGCAGCUCGGGCAGCUCGGGCAGCUCGGGCGGUGGCGACAACACCAUGACCUUCGGCGUAAUCGGGGGGAUCGCUGGUGCCCUUGCUUUGAUGGGCGGCGCGUACUACUUCAUGUCCGAAGAUGGGAAGAAGAAGAAGAAGAAGUCCAAUCGCUCAAUGAAGCGUGGCGUCCAGGUGGAUGGAGCGCCCAUGAUCGAGGUGGCGCCGGAAGUCCGACAGGUCACCCCGCCGCAGGCCUUCCCGCAGCAGCUCCACAACCAGGUCCGGAAUGUGAUGACCUACAACAGCCAGCAGUCGCCGCGGGCUGUGCCACAGUAUUUUCAGGUGCCGCAACAAACCUAUGCACCCCAGGCCUACCAACCUGCUGCCGCCUACCAGGCUACACCCCCGGCGACCUACCGGGGCGUCAAUGUUUAUUAG
Symbiodinium natans is the source of this 1779-nucleotide messenger RNA. NCBI's taxonomy places the organism in Eukaryota, Dinophyceae, Suessiales, Symbiodiniaceae. The record is from the annotation of a GenBank genome assembly.